UAGCUACCUAUAAGAGUACAACUAAUCUCGGUAUCUUAUAUUUGAGUAAAUUUACCCACAUACAAGUACCAACUAGCUGACUAUGAAUGGGAAAGAGCUCCAUUCUAAGGCACAAUUGGCGGCCCUGUUCAAUGAUUUUUAUCUACAGACGACGGCACCAGGGUUUCAACAGAUUGGGAACUACCAAAUUACACUGGAGAUUGGCGAAGGUGCCUUUGGGAAAGUGUAUCUAGCCCGACAUGUCUUGUUAAACGUGCAAGUAGUGCUCAAGUGUGGGUCCUUGGAUGAUCCAAAUAUCGUUAGAGAAAUAUAUUACCAUAAACAAUUGAAACAUAAACAUAUAGUGAAGCUAUAUGAAGUGAUAAAGACCGAGUCACAUCUUUGGAUGGUACUUGAAUAUUGUGAAGGGAACGAGCUUUAUUACCACAUAUAUAACAAGCGUCGGUUGGACCCUUCUGAAGUGAGGCACUUGUUCUAUCAGAUUGUUGUAGGGGUGCAAUAUGUCCAUCUGCUUCACUUAUGCCAUCGAGAUUUAAAGUUGGAGAAUAUUCUCUUGGCGGAUACAAAACAUACAUUAAUCAAACUUACAGAUUUUGGAUUUGUAAGAGAAUUCAACCCACAACGUAGAACAUUCCUUUCCACAGUGUGCGGCACCACAGUUUAUAUGGCUCCGGAAAUGCUUACUAGUAGUAAAUAUUCUGGGUUUCAAGUGGAUGUUUGGUCCUUGGGAGUUAUAUUAUAUACCAUGUUAUAUGGUGAGAUGCCCUUUGAUGAAGAUGAUGAUAUGAGUAACCGAUAUAGAAUUGUUUGUGAAGAACCAAAGUUUGGCCCAUUGAAUAAUUUUUCCACUCCCACAGCUGAACAAUCAGGUGGUGAAGAUGGUAUAGCAGCCAUUGAAUUAAUUAAAAAAAUGCUUACAAAGGACCCAAAGGUUAGAGCAACAAUCCCUGAAAUUCUUAAUUCUGACUUUUUAUUUGAUCUUCACCACGAAAAGAUCCAACAAAGUGGUAGUAGCAUGGGCGGAGGUUCUAAACGUAGUGAUAACGAGUCGAUUAUAUCGAUAUCACAACAUUAUAACUCCAAAAAUGUACCUUUUUCAUCGAAAAUAGAAAGACAACUUCUUAAAUCAUUUGCCAAACUUAACAUCAAUACCGAUCAACUACAACAUAAUAUCAUGAACAACGAGACAAAUACAUUGACUGCAUUGUACGAAUUGGCACUUACUCGCGAGUAUAAAAGAAAGAAAAUACGGUAUUACAAGGAAAAGAAGAGGCGAUACAAAGAGGCUAGAAAAUCAUUACAGCUGAGUAAAAGGAGAGUUAAAAAUGCGUUAGGAGUUGAUCCCAACGGCUCUUCUCAACCUCUAGAAAGGAUAUUGUCCUCUUUGAGUUUAAGUAGUAGAGGGGGAGAGUCUUUUGCUGGCGGAGUAAUACCAGGAGCAACAACAACUUCGGCCAACUCUGGGAGACCGGCUUCUCUUGGAAGGCGUUCCAUGGACAGUGCGAGAAGAAGUUUCCAAGGUGUAAAUACCAGUAUCAUGAGUAACAGUCACAUUCAUAGUAGUGGUGGACCUACUAGUAGACCCCUUUCGCCCAAAUCACACGAUCCUUCUUCACAUCUUCAAGAAAAUCCUCCAUCCGUACCUCCUACCAAUAGGAGUGUUUCAUUCCACCCAGAUCAUAAACGAAUACCAUCAGGAUUAUCCAUACUCUCUGAAGAAAGUUUAAAGCGGAAGAAACCCAGACCACGGAUUUUUGAUAAACUCCAAUUUUGGAAGACUAGAAACGGAGGUGGAAGUAACUCUGUUGGAAACAAGGACACGCAACAAGAUAGCAUUGCUGAUACCGUUGCCCCUACUAUAAGUAACACGACCAAAACACUGCAAAAACUGCAACUGCCUGAAGCUGGAAGUCUAGGCGCUUCUACAAAAGUGCUGUCGGGGGAAAAGGAUGAAAAUAAGGGGAGUGCCCAAGAUGGCCAAAUUUCUGGCAACUACCUGACACCAAGGGCGAACCUGUCUCUUGGAGAAUCGGGUAAUGCUACUUCUACUCCACCAGAUCCUGCAUUUUAUAGCUCUUCCCGCCUUAGUAGGACCCGACCAUCAUCUGUGAUCUCACAGGCAUCACAAUUGAGCCAUCUCAGUCAGCUUUCUACAAUCAUGUCAGAACUGGAAAUGGAUAUUUUAGAAGGAACUGACAGCAGUAUGGUGUUUGAAUAUUACGAUGAUGACGAUCGAAUGUAUGAAUCAUCUGUGAAUAAUUCUCAUAAUGAUUUCAAACAAUUAUUGUCCAACAGUGGCUCCAAUAAUACGGUGCAUACUAGUGGACCGAAUAGUAACUCUUUAAUACCAACAAAUCAACCAAAGAGUAAAGCCAUGAGGAAACGUCCAAGUUAUCGUCGAACAAUGUCGUCCGAUGUAUCGAUACUUUCCUCAUCAACAAGCAAUACUACCACCAACUUCAAGGGAGCAGGAACUCCAUUGAAAAAAGCAAGACUCUCACAAGUGUCAAGUAACGCUUCUAUUACCUCUGAAGAUUCAUCACUGAGAUCGGUAAGAUCGACAUCUCUUUAUGAUCCAGUAUCAUUCCCCGCAGUUGAAAACAGACCAGUAUCCCCAGAGCCUGGUCGUUACAAAGGUAGACCAUUCAGGAUUGUACUGCCUCUUGAUACCAGUGGACUACCAAGAUCACAUUCACCGCCAAUUACAGCAUUUGCAUUUUUAAAAAGGAAUAACAAGACAACAGAUACUCAGCAAGUUGAUGAUAGAGUGUUGAGAGUUCCUAAACCUAUUAGUGCUGGUCCAAACAACAGAAUGUUUGAAACAAGAUCUAUAAUUGAUGAGGAAGAGGAAGAUGAACAAGAUGGUCAAGAUGAACCAGAAGAACAAAUGGUACAAGUGGUCAAACUUAAUGAAAUAUACGAACAAGAUGAACAUGAGCAUGAGCAUGAGCAUGAACAUCCAGAACAAAUCGAGGUGGAUGCACAUGAUCCAGUAAGAUUGGACAGUAAUGGACACAUAACCAUCGAGAAACAACAGUUAAAGGUCUAGAUCUCAAAGAAUAUUAUUAGAGGAUUACAAAAUUGGUACCGUAUAUAGAAAUAGAUUGAUUCCCUC
[Candida] anglica is the source of this 3115-nucleotide messenger RNA. The record is from the annotation of a GenBank genome assembly. NCBI's taxonomy places the organism in Eukaryota, Fungi, Ascomycota, Pichiomycetes, Serinales, Debaryomycetaceae.